CUCGUAGAUUUAUUAUUUUUUUUAUAUUUUAUUUUGCAGUUGACUUUGAUUCUAGUUGAAAUUGUUGAUUUUGUUUAUGAAUUUGAUCCAUAGUACUGGGAGGUUUAUGUUUUGAUUCAACAUCUGGGUUUGUUCCAGAGUUGGAGUAGUCUAAGAUCCAAUUUUGAUCUUUGCCCUUCUGAGGGUUAUCAUAUAAUAGAGAAGUGAGCUGAAUUAUUGUAUCAAUAUCAAAUUUGGAUUCUCAAUGAGGCUAUGGAGUUUCUCUCCAUUGGUUGGCCUCAUAGUUUUCAUCACUAUUGCAGUGCUCUUAGGAGCUUUCUCUCGAUCUAUUUUCGAUUCAAACAUCUUAGGCACUAGCCAAGAAUUUGAAGUUUUACAUAGAAUCCCAUCUAAAGGUUCAGGCAAGCCCCCAAUCUUUGCAUAUUGGAUUUCGGGAACUGGUGGCGAGAGCGAAAAGAUACUGAGGCUUUUAAAAGCAGUUUAUCACCCAAGAAAUCGGUAUCUUCUGCAUUUAGAUGCAGGGUCUAAAGAAUCAGAGCGGAUUGAUUUAGCUAAGGCAGUUCAAUCUGAGAGAGUUUUUAAGGCUUUUGGUAAUGUUGGUGUUGUUGGCAGAACUUAUGCAGUUGAUAGAACUGCUGCAUCUGCUGUGGCUUCUGUGCUCCAUGGAGCUGCUAUGUUGCUCAAGAUUAAUCAGAAUUGGGACUGGUUCAUUACGUUGAGUGCUUCAGAUUAUCCACUUGUGACUCAGGAUGAUCUCCUACAUGUUUUCACUUCGGUGCCUAGGGAUCUUAACUUUAUUGAAAGUAACCAUUUCAUUAUAUUAUUAAUUUCCACUCAUUAAGCUUAGUUCUGCUAAUGCAGGUCUGGGAGAUUUGAUAGAAUCAUUGUAGAUCCGAGUCUUUAUAUGAACAAAAAUUCUAGGGUGUUCUUUGCCACACAAACACGUAAUACUCCAGAUGCUUUCAAGCUAUUCACAGGCUCUCCAUGGGUGAUCCUCACAAGAUCCUUCAUUGAACACUGCAUCAUCAGCUGGGACAACCUCCCUCGAAAACUCCUCAUGUACUUCGCCAACGUCCCCUAUUCCACUGAAGCCUACUUCCAAACCGUCAUAUGCAACACUCCUCAAUUCCGUAACACAACAGUCAACCACGACCUCCGCUUCUUUCUAUGGGACGAUCCUCCAAAACCCAACCCAGUAUUCCUAAACCGAACACAUUAUAAACCCAUGAUGAAGAGCGGAGCAGCUUUUGCUAGACCUUUUGGAGAGGAUGAAUCAGUACUCAAGAAAUUAGAUGAAAGAGUAUUGAGACGGUCGCACAAUGGUGUUGCUCGUGGGAAAUGGUGUUCGGGUUUGAUCGGAGGUGAAGAUGAUCCGUGUUCGAGUUGGGGGAACGUUGAUGAAGUUGAGGCUGGGAAGUGGGGGAGGAGGUUGAAGAGUUUGGUUGAGAGAAUUGUUUCUGAUGAGAGAUUGGCUUUGGAGCAGUGUAAGUUUUGAGUGCGGAUUAUGAUGGGCUUUUUAUACUUGAUGGAGGUAAUAGUUAAUAUGGGUUAGUGUUUGUUUGUAUAGAGAGAUACAUGUUGAGAGAAUUAGCAUAUUGUUGAUGAGGGAGGAGGAAUUUAGGAGGAUAGAUAAGAUUGAAAUGGUUCCAAUUUUUGUUGGAAUUGAUGUAUGAUUAUAUUAUGAGUGUAGCUUAACAACUUUUUCCCCAUAUGAUGAGAUUUAUACAUUUGUUUUUGAACU
This is a messenger RNA of Asparagus officinalis (garden asparagus), 1741 nucleotides long. Its product is annotated as beta-glucuronosyltransferase GlcAT14A-like. Gene Ontology annotation, molecular function: glucuronosyltransferase activity. The record is from RefSeq and is a predicted model, not a curated record. Lineage: Eukaryota; Viridiplantae; Streptophyta; Magnoliopsida; Asparagales; Asparagaceae. The transcript is spliced from 3 exons. Gene Ontology annotation, cellular component: membrane.